ACGUAAGCAAGCAGUCUAUAAAUAAUUUGUGUUACGUUAGGUAAUAUAGUGACUAAAAUGUUGUCUCCUAUUUUUUAUGUGACAUUAUUGUUUUGGUCUUUACACCAGGUUCAUUUACAUUCAAUACCUCUUUCACAUUUAAUUGAAAAUACUUCACUACAGUCGACUAUUAAUAGUUCAACUGUGUUCGAAAAUACUCCUGAACAAUCAGCCAAGUUUAAUUACAAAUUAGAGCAAUUAUUUAAUGAUGACGAUCUCAAUGGAUUACCACACAAGAAAGUUAUAAUUGAAGCUCAGAUCAAUGGUAAAAUGUUUGUGAUAAACAAUGAAAAUUCCACAGAAUGGAAUUUGAUUAAUCAAUUAAUGAAUAUUGAGAUUCACAAACGUCGAGAUCAUGUAGUGUUUGAUCAAACGAGAAUAUCUAAUGAUUCUUCAACUGACAUUAUUCAACUCAGAGACAUCAUUGCAGAACCAUGAACAUCAAGUGUUUAAUGAAAAAAAAAAAAAAUACUGAAUUAAAUAUUAGGAAGAAUAAUUAUAUGAUUAAUAAGUGUAUAAAAUCAUUCGACAGUACUAAUUAUUAUUACUCAAUAGUUUAAAGGAGAAAAAAAGAAUUAAAGUCAGAGAGUGAAAUUUAAAAAACGUCUAUUUACUAGGAAACUUUCUUUUGUUAAUUUUCAGUAUAGUCACGAAAAAAUUCGACACAUCUGGUGUGACUAGAAAAAUUCAUUACCAAAAAGCUUGCAAAAACUUACAAAGACACCUGCUUCGUACGCACGUAUCUUCGUUCACGCUUUAUUACUACCUGCCGAUUGAGUUAUGGUCAGUUUAAAAAUGGACACCUGAAUUUAGUAGACAACUAUUCGUCGAUUAGAUAUGGUCACUCGAAGGUUGACAAAACAACAAGUACUUUCGAUUGGUCAUAUUAUUUUUUAAACCACUAGUUUGCUUUCAUUUUUAUAAAAUUAAAAGUAGUACAAUUUUGUUACAUAAAAUGGGUUUAGGUCAAUAUUGAACUAAUUUUUUGAUCAAAUUUGUCUGAAAUUAAUAUCUUCAGUGAUUUCCGAAAUAUUAUUAACGAAAAAAA
This is a messenger RNA of Chelonus insularis, 1087 nucleotides long. RefSeq lists its product as uncharacterized. Bases 58 to 477 code for a protein of 139 amino acids. Lineage: Eukaryota; Metazoa; Arthropoda; Insecta; Hymenoptera; Braconidae. The record is from RefSeq and is a predicted model, not a curated record. The transcript is spliced from 5 exons.